Molecule: messenger RNA, 1192 nt
Organism: Cuscuta epithymum
Lineage: Eukaryota; Viridiplantae; Streptophyta; Magnoliopsida; Solanales; Convolvulaceae
Source: the annotation of a GenBank genome assembly
AUAAAUUUGACUUUACUGUAGAGUGCACUGUUCUGCACUGUUUAAACACUGUUUGGCACUGUUUAAACACUGUUUGGCACUGUUUAAACAUUGUUUGGCACUGUUUAUCACUUUUUUGAUGUAGAUAAUUUGCCAAAUAAGGAAAGUAUUGAAGUGUGAAGUUAAUUUUGGGACAUCCAUUUAAGGAAAGUGGGAAGUUGUUUUCGGGACGGAGGGAGUACAAAUUAAUAUACACAUCCUCGAAAACAACAUUUAAUGUCUUGAUUGAUUUCCCAUAUUAUCUAACAACAUUAUAAUUAGGAGUGGGGGUUAGUACCCCUGAUUUUUGUCAACACAUUGGAUGCAUAAGGUGUUGUACCUUGUUAUUAGAAAGUGGAACCUAUUUUUCCGGUUGGCUUCUUUACCCUUGCAUACAGUGAGAUUUAACUUCCCCGUUAACUCAGGCAAGCCGCAUCUGCUGCCUGCUUCGUCGACUCGUCGUUGGGGAGACCUAACAAACGGGAGAAAAACCAGCCUCAGAGCUUCCGUCGAUCAUUCAUCUGCUAGCUCAGUUAAUGAUUUGCUUCCAGGUAAUGGUUACCCAACAGCUCGUUGGAAAUUCAAGGGUCGUGCACUUGUGCAUAUGGCUAUAAAUAAUUCGUGCCUCAGCUGACCACAUUCGGGAUUUCUUAUCGUGGCUUAGUCCUGUAAGUUUUUCAAUAUCUUGUCAUUCUAUUUGAUUUGUGCUUAAUUGCAGUACUAGUGUUUGCCUGAUUUGUGUAUGUGGGUGUAAAUAAUACUAGUACUACGUAGGUAGCAAGGCAGAAUCUCUUCCUGGCCAAAAAAACCCAAACCCGAUUCUUUGAUUUCUGAUUUUGAUUGUUAAUUAACGUUCGUAAUUAACGUGGUAACAUUAUGAUUACAGAGGCAGUUAAUUGGUUGUUGUACAGUACGAAGUUGUCUUUCAUUUGAAUCAAAAUAAUGAGAUCUUUGAGUUAUAUGGACUAAGGAAUACACAUUUUGACUUUGUCGUGCAGUACAAAAUUUACUUUUACCACCCGUGUUAUCCCAACUCCCAAGAGUAUAAAGGAAAACUGAAUUCACAUUGUGAAAUGUGAAGUAUAUUUUAUACUCUUUGUAUUGAAGUAUAUUUUCUAUUCCAAAGGAAAACUGAAUUCACAUUGUUGUAUUAGAAAGUUUUUUUCAUUCUCUU